Messenger RNA from Daucus carota subsp. sativus, 1859 nucleotides. Its product is annotated as benzyl alcohol O-benzoyltransferase. The coding region runs from base 150 to 1523 and encodes 457 amino acids. The record is from RefSeq and is a predicted model, not a curated record. The transcript is spliced from 2 exons. NCBI's taxonomy places the organism in Eukaryota, Viridiplantae, Streptophyta, Magnoliopsida, Apiales, Apiaceae.
CACAAAUGUGAACCAGAAUACAGGGAGGGAGGUGUAUAUUAUAGACCGGGACAUACAGGCUUCAUUUAUAAAUAGAAAGCUAGCUUGUUCAAAUUAUCCACCCCCUCUUGAACACUCUCACAUUUCUCUCAAACUCUUGACCAUAUUUCAUGGCAGCACAAGAGCCCCUGGUUUUCACAGUAACAAGAAAGUCGCCGGAGCUCAUACGUCCGGCGACACAGACCCCGCACGAGUACAAACUCCUUUCCGACAUCGAUGAUCAGCAGGGCCUCCGUCUUAAAAUCGCGAACGUUCAAAUUUACCGAACCAAAAAUGAAGUGCAAAAUUUGGACCCUGUGAAGGUGAUAAGGGAAGCGCUUGCGAAAACUCUCGUGUUUUAUUAUCCGUUUGCGGGCCGGCUACGAGAAGGGGCCGGGAUGAAACUCGGCGUGGACUGCACCGGGGAAGGAGCGUUGUUCGUGGAAGCGGAUGCGGAUGUCACGCUUGAGCAAUUCGGUGAUGAAAUUCAGCCACCGUUUCCGUGUUUCGGGGAGUUUUUGGCUGAUGUGCCUGGCUAUGGGAUAACUCUUGAUUGUCCUCUUCUCCAUGUUCAGGUUACUCGGCUCAAGUGCGGAGGAUUCAUACUCGCCUCGCAAAUCAACCACACAAUGUCCGACGCUGCUGGAGUUGUCCAAUUUCUGACUGCUCUAAGCGAAAUUGCUCGAGGUGCAGCCGCCCCUUCAACUCCCCCCGUCUGGCAAAGAGAAUUGCUUAGCGCAAGGGACUCGCCUCGUAUCACCUGCACGCAUCCUCAAUACGAUCAGAACGUACCUGUGAUCGAUGAUUUACCUGUCAGAGACCUUCGCUCAUAUUUCUUCGGGCCAAACGAAAUCCGUGCCAUAAACCAAUUGAUCCCUCCGCACAUUGGCAAAUACUCUUCCUUCGACAUUCUCACAGCCUUUCUAUGGAGAUGUCGCACCCGUGCCCUCCAGCUUGGUCCUCAAGAGGAGGUUCGCAUUUCUUGCUUUGUCAACACACGCGCAAAAUUCAAUCCUGUCCUGCCUAAGGGAUACUAUGGGAACGCUUGUUUGAACCCGCAGGCCGUGACAACAGCAGGAAAGCUCUGCGACGGUCCGUUUACACAUGCAUUGGAGCUUGUUAAGAAACUUAAACAAGGCAUUACAGAAGAGUACGUGAAAUCUGUAGCCGAUUUGAUGGUUUUAAAAGGCCGACCUCGUUUCUCAAUGCCUCGGACCUAUACUGUAUCGGACUUGACACGUGCCGGAUUUGGAGACGUCGAUUUCGGGUGGGGCAGGCCGGCUUAUGGAGGUCCUCCCGGGUGUGGAGUGGAGAUGGGCAUAUCUGAGGUGAGUUUUUACAUACCACAUACAAACAAGAAUGGGGAGAAAGGAAUGAUCGUGCCUGUUUGCUUGCCAGCAAGUGCACUGGAUAAAUUCGAAGUGGAACUCAAUAGCAUGUUGAAGAACAAUAGUCAAGUGGCCUUGAUUGAUAAUACCUCACUUCCUAUCAUGUCAGCACUCUAAUUCUUUUAUUACUAAGUGUGAGCUGAAAGUUUGGUGUUGUAAUAUAUAUAUGUUUGGUUUAUCUGGUGUGUGCUCACGAGCACAUAUCAAGUAUUAAAUUUUAUGUGUAUUUAAUUUAUUUUGAUUGAUGUAAUUUGUGCAUAUGCAGGGAGGUCGCCGUUACUAAAAAGUAGGAGUCAAUCAAAAUAAGUUAAACUUAUGAAAUUUAGUAUUUAACACGUGCGCAUGAGCACAUGUUAGAAAAACUCAUAUGGGUUUGCCAAAGAGAAGCACUCUUAUGUACCAAUUAUAUACAUGUAAGUUCUUGUAAUAAAAUUUGCAUUUGUUUGUUAUAAA